This is a messenger RNA of Polypterus senegalus (gray bichir), 957 nucleotides long. RefSeq names its product olfactory receptor class A-like protein 1. Gene Ontology annotation, molecular function: pheromone receptor activity. Gene Ontology annotation, biological process: G protein-coupled receptor signaling pathway. The record is from RefSeq and is a predicted model, not a curated record. The coding region runs from base 1 to 957 and encodes 318 amino acids. NCBI's taxonomy places the organism in Eukaryota, Metazoa, Chordata, Cladistia, Polypteriformes, Polypteridae. The transcript has a single exon. Gene Ontology annotation, cellular component: membrane.
AUGGACACCAGAGCUAUUUUAAAAGCUUCUUGUUUCCUUAUCCUAACGGUCAUCAGCAUCCCAUCUAAUCUGUUCAUCUGCUGUGCCUUCCUUCAUACCCGGCUGAUUGAAGCUAAGCUCACUCCCGCUGAUGUCAUUUUAUGCCACCUGGCCCUUGUCAACUUGGCCUCAACCUUUACCCGCAGUUUUUCUCAGAUGCUGACCUCAUUUGGAUACUGGAGUAUAUAUGAUGAUUUUGGCUGCAAAAUGGUGCUCUUCUUCUUUCGUAUGUCGAAAACUCUCUCCAUAAAGCUCACUUGCCUUCUGAGCACCUAUCAAGCUGUGCUCAUCGCCCCUGCCACAUCCAUACUAGACAGCCUUAAACUCAAAAUCCCAAAGUAUCUUCAGCACAUCAUUUUCAGUCUCUAUGCAUUUUCCUUUGUGUUUAGUGUCCAUCUAAUUCUGUACUCUUCCUCGAGUCUUAUCAACAACACCAUACCCCUCUACACCUUUAAUUAUGAGUACUGCUAUGUUACAUAUCCCGAUUACACUGUUUUCAUUUCCGUAGGUCUAUCCCUCUUUUUCAGGGAUUUUGCCUUCAUAUUGUUGAUGGCUGUCAUGAGUUGCUACAUCUUGAUGCUGCUCUACCACCACGGAACAAAAGUGAAGAGUCUCCGAAGUUCAGACCAUGGAAACUCAGGAUCCAGGCCAGAGGCCAAGGCCUCCCGUGCGGUGGUCACUUUGGUUGUCCUUUACACUGUUUUCUUUGGGGUGGACAAUGUCAUCUGGCUCUAUUCGCUGACCACCGUUAGAGUAGCACCCCUUAUUUCUGACGUCCGAAUCUUCUUUUCCGUUCUCUAUGUAUCUGUGUGUCCUGUUGUGGUCAUUGCAACCAACCCCAAAGUGAGGGGAAAGCUGAAUGUAAGCAAGCUUAAGAGGCUGCCAUCCUCCACAGAUACCAGCUCUUCAACAAUAUAG